This is a messenger RNA of Lactuca virosa, 2070 nucleotides long. NCBI's taxonomy places the organism in Eukaryota, Viridiplantae, Streptophyta, Magnoliopsida, Asterales, Asteraceae. The record is from the annotation of a GenBank genome assembly.
CGACCUCUCUGGUUAGCUUAUAAAAACCCUAAUUUCUCUAUCUUAAUCGGCUAAAUCGAAGUCAAGUUUUCCGACGAGAGCAAAUUACAAACACUCAUCAUACACCGCCGUCGACGUUAAGACAUGGCCGACGAAGCCAAGGCCAAAGGUAACGCUGCUUUCUCUGCCGGAAACUAUAAUGAAGCUAUCCGUCACUUCACUGACGCCAUCAACCUCGCCCCUACCAACCACGUCCUUUAUUCCAACCGAUCUGCCGCUUAUGCCUCCCUGAAUCAAUAUUCCGAAGCUCUCACUGAUGCUCAAAAGACUGUCGAUCUGAAACCCGACUGGUCUAAAGGCUACUCACGUCUCGGCGCGGCUCAUCAUGGCUUGCAUCAAUUUGAUGAUGCAGUUUCGGCUUAUAAGAGAGGGCUUGAAGUUGAUCCUAAUAAUGAAACUUUGGAAUCUGGACUCGCGGACGCUCAGUCAGCUCAGGCGGCUGCGUCAGCCUCUUCUCGGUCACGCGCACCGCCGAAUAACCUGUUUGGAGAUGCGUUUGGACCGGAUAUGUGGGCGAAGCUAACGGCUGAUCCGGCUACACGAUUGUAUAUGCAACAGCCCGAUUUUGUUAACAUGAUGAAGGAUCUUCAGAAAAACCCUAGCAAUUUGAAUUUGUACUUGAAGGAUCAGAGAGUUAUGCAAGCGCUUAGUGUGUUGUUGAACAUUAAGAUGCAAACUCAUAUGCCUGGAGAUGAUAUGGAGAUGCCGGAUUCUCCACCUAAGGAGAGGAAACGUCCUGCUGAUGAAACAGAGUCGGUGAAGGAGAAGAAGCGUGAGCCGGAACCUGAGCCAGAACCGAUGGAAGUAAACGACGAGGAGAAGGAGAUUAAAGAGAAGAAAGCACAGGCGCAAAAGGAGAAAGAGGCCGGUAAUGCUGCCUACAAGAAGAAAGAUUUUGAGACAGCGAUCGCACAUUAUUCAAAGGCCAUUGAACUGGAUGAUGCCGAUAUUUCGUUCCUUACAAAUCGCGCUGCAGUGUACUUGGAAAUGGCAAAGUAUGAUGAAUGCAUCAAAGAUUGUGAAAAGGCAGUGGAGAGAGGAAGAGAGCUUCGUUCAGAUUACAAAAUGGUUGCAAGGGCAUUAACAAGAAAAGGAACUGCUUUGGUUAAAAUGGCCAAAGUCUCCAAAGAUUAUGAUCCUGCAAUCGAAACCUUCCAAAAAGCUCUUACAGAACAUCGUAACCCUGAUACAUUGAAGAAACUCAAUGAUGCAGAAAGAGCAAAGAAAGAACUAGAACAACAAGAGUAUUAUGAUCCUGAACUUGCUGAAAAAGAACGUGAAAAAGGAAAUGAAUGCUUCAAAGAGCAGAAAUAUCCAGAUGCUAUUAAGCACUACACAGAAGCUUUGAGAAGAAAUCCCAAAGAUGCAAAGGCAUAUAGUAACAGGGCUGCUUGUUACACAAAACUUGGAGCAAUGCCAGAAGGUCUAAAAGAUGCAGAAAAAUGCAUUGAAAUUGAUCCAAAAUUCUCAAAGGGGUAUACAAGGAAAGGUGCAAUUCAGUUUUUCAUGAAGGAAUUUGAUAAAGCUUUAGAGACAUAUGAAGAGGGAUUAAAACAUGAUCCUAAAAACCCAGAGUUGCUAGAGGGUGUCAGGAGCUGUGUUCAACAAAUUAACAGAGCUAGCCGUGGAGAUCUCACACCUGAUGAGCUAAAAGAGAGACAGGCAAAGGCUAUGCAAGAUCCGGAAAUUCAGAACAUUCUUACUGAUCCAGUGAUGGCACAGGUGCUUAAGGAUCUUCAAGAGAAUCCAAAAGCAGCACAAGAUCACAUGAAGAAUCCUUCAGUGAUGAACAAGAUUCAGAAGCUGAUAAGUGCUGGGAUUGUGCAAAUGAGAUGAAUACAAAAAACACGUUAAUUGGUCUGAAUGGUUUCAGUGAAUCAUGAUGAUUUUUGUUUUGGAUUUUUGGGUCUAGUUGGUUUUUUUUGAUGUUAUGUUUUUAACUUUUUGCUUAUGAUUGAAACAGUUAAGUGUAUGCAAACAAAUAAUCAGGAUUUCUUUAUCGAUGAUUGUUGGUCACAAUUUCAGCUAGGU